Molecule: messenger RNA, 5257 nt
Organism: Dichomitus squalens LYAD-421 SS1
Lineage: Eukaryota; Fungi; Basidiomycota; Agaricomycetes; Polyporales; Polyporaceae
Exons: 8
Coding region: 50-5257 (1735 amino acids)
Molecular function (GO): lipid binding
Source: RefSeq, a predicted model, not a curated record
CUCACCUCUACCACGACGCUUGACGAUCACUACACGACAUAUCUCUAAUAUGGAUGGGACUAGGCUAAGACAGUCGUGGUACGCUGCACUCGACAAUGCCCAAGCACACUUUCGUCAACUCCUCACCUCGCACUCCUCUUCCGAAUGGAAGCGUGUUCCCGUAGCAAACGAAGCCGCCUCUCCAGCAAGCAAAGGGAAAGCGCGCGCGUCGGACGUACUCGAGCUAACCGAUGUCAUCAUCCACCGUCGACCAAGCAAGUCCGGAGACAACACAUACCGUGCCGUUCUCGAGGUACCUAUCAGUGAUGACCCGGUGUCUCUCGCUGCGUGGAAGUCUGUACUCGUUACCCCGGAACUUCGGAAGGAAUGGGAUCCCGCGGUGGAGAGUGCGCAGUUGCUGGAGAUGUUCGACCUGGCGACAAGGAUCUCUAAGGUGAACUUCUCGCUAGGAUGGCCUGCCAAUCCGCGAGACGCAGUCACUAUUUCCCGCACGUUUAAUGAUGCCACUACGUUAAUCGAUAUCUCCACGUCUUUACCUCGAUCACCGGAUGAACCGACAUACUUACGACCGUCUCCACCAUAUGUACGCUCUGAUGUUGCACUGUUCGGCUGGUGUAUCCAGCGCAUACAGCCACAAUCAAUCGAUCCGUCCCAACGUUCUGGUAUUGCAAGACUGCGCAUCACUUGUUUCUGGCAGCACAACUUCCGCUUGGUCUGGGGUUUCACUUCUGGUUCAAGUCUUGUUCAGCAACUUGCUGCGAUGACAGUAGGUCUCUACAAGACAGUGCAGCAACGCGGCAAGCGCGUACCUCUCAUGACUGGCUAUGGCAACGGAGUCUCGAUUGAACGAGUACGGUUUGCUGUAGACAGAGAAGCUCUGACGGUGGACUACUCUAUCGUCCCAGAAGAGGACGAGCAUCCACAGCCCGCAGAACAGAGUGUGGAAGAACUCCACCAGAUACGUGAGGCCCGCAGGCUCACCCGUUCUGUCGAGUUCUCUCUUCCCUCUGCGCACGGGUGGGACGUCCAACUGUCGACCAAGGGCUCCUCGGAGCAGGUCUCGCAGCUCCCGUGGACUGCGCAUGCGACUCGUGCUCCCGUUUCCUCGCCUACGGCGGAGUUGCCAUCUACAGACAUUCCCAAGUUCACCCUAGCAGUGAAGCACGCGGAGCUUCCAAACGACCAUGUCGUGCUCAAGGUCCGCGUGACCAUAGAGCUUUCUGGUCCGUCCACUGCGCUCCGACUGAAUGGCAUCCCGCAGUCCGUCGAGGAGCUGGAGCCGCGAGACCCUGCGUCUUAUUUCGUGUCUCAGCAGAUGUUCCAGGACGCGUCGAGUAUGGCUGAGCAAAGUCUGCAUACGCAGUCUUCGGUCGCUACUAUGGCGACAAGCACGUCUAGGGCGUCGACCGUCGGUGAGCGGCCACAGAUCGCGCGAACGCCGACGGAGCGCUCGGCUGCGGCGGAGAAGUCAAUUCUAUCGCGGGUGAAGCGGAAUUACAUCUACUUUUCCUCGCUCCUGCAAGAGCCGGAAGCGAAGUGGAAGCAAAACGUGGAGGCGCGCGGAGUGUCUGUGUCGCAGCUGGACUCUAUCGACCCUACGCUGGUUGUGUACCGAGCGGAGGCAACUUUCGUCGGUAUAAGUCUAUGGGACUUAUAUGCUGCUAUCACCACGGCCGGUGCGAGGGCGUACUGGGACAAGCAGUACGACGACGCUGUGCUACUUGAAGACGUCAACGAGCUGACGGAGCUAUGGCAUUACAAGACCAAGCCAGCAUGGCCGGUCAACGGACGCGACAUGGUCGUUCUCAAGACGGUCUAUAAGUCGCCAACCACCGUGCAUGUUUUCGCUUUCUCAGCGGACGACCCAAGCCUCUUCCCGCAGAUCCCACCUGUGGAUCCAAACGUCAUUCGAACCCAAGUAGACUUGCAAGGCUGGGCGAUCGAGGCUUUGUCGCCGAACACCACCCUGGUUACUCUCUUAGAGCAGUCGGACCCGAAGGGUUGGUCGAACAAGGCGUCGAUUCCUCAACAGAUGAUCACCGCAGUCGCUGGCGUUGGCGAGUUCGCAAUCAAGUGCGGAGGGCCGCCCAUUGUAACUCGCCUUGAAAGUGCGAAGGCUAACAAGCUUCGAUACGACCACGAACGCGGUAGUUUCCGAAUCGAGUACGAGGGUUGCGCCAAGCGUCGGACUGCGGGUGAAGGGGCUCCUGCCGACGGCAGAUCCUCAUCCAAUCUUCCUGUAAUCGAAUGCGAGAUCCGGUGCGACCUCGAUACCUGGGCGUCAUCACUCGAUAUCGUCGUCGAUCCACCGCCGCAGUCCAUUAUUGCCCUCCGUCGACAUCGAUUCUCUUCCGGAGGUGGCGGCCUGUGGCUUACUAUCACCCACGACGCGGUCUUCUCGGAACAAGAGCGACUCCAGACUAUCAUUCGUCGAGGACCGAUGAGUGCGCCUAAGGAUAAGGGCCUCGUGAUGGUGAAUGGCGCCAAGGUCGAAGUCGAUAUGGAAGAGAUGCCGGAUCGCGACCUGAAGAACCUCACGAAGCAGAAGCGUGUCAAGCCUACUCGUGUUCCUCUAGACCAGCCUCCUGUCAUCAGCACGAUUCGGAAACGGAGGGCUGAAUGGGACGCUCACAAGGAUAUUCAGGGCGAGAACGGAAAUGGCAGAUCAUCCGUACCCCCUUCGCCUUCUAAGACGUCUUUCACGACCACAUCUCCCUCGUUCGCAACUUCGGUCUCCAAGUUCUUCACAUUUGCCGUCGAACAGGCAACUACCACGACGCAACAGGCCGUUGCGGCCAUAUCUCCUGCUAUGGCUGGAGGCGAAGACGCCGCACCUCUGUCUUCCAAGCUUCCUAUGCAAUGUGCACUUGACGCUCUUGCGUUCGUCCAGGAUCUUCAUGCGUCACCUCAUGGGGACGGCUGGACGCUAGUAAGCGACAAGGACUUCCCGGUCCAGCGCAAAAUCUUCCCGGAUGUCUCGCCCGUCAUCCCGGUCCACAAAGGCAAGAAGGUCAUCGAGGGCGUUGCCGCGGAGGAGAUAGUGUCCGUCCUCACCAGCUAUGACUGUCGGAAGCAGUGGGACACGCGUUUCGACUCCGUUAGCGUCCUUGAGGCAUACGGGGCUGACGCCCAUACGGCGUUUGUCAUUAUGAAGGGUGGCUUUCCUUUCCGCGACCGCGGGUUCUACUUGGCUUCCUUGAUCGCGCGGGGGACCACUUCCACACCAGCCUCAAGGAGGAGCACCGUCGACGUCGAACAGCUCUCCGGCGAACAACAUAGUCGUUCGGCCAUAUUCUGCGUUUCGGCAUCGUUCUCCCCCGAGUCCGUCAGCCAUUUUGCGUCAACCAAGUAUAACGCUCACAAUCUCCCGGUCGGGCGUGUUUUCCUUGACGCGUGGGUCUUUGAGACGCUCGAUCCAUAUUCUGCUGAGAACUAUGCAAUCCCAUCCACACGGUGCACGCGGGUCGUCGCUGUGGAUUACGCAGGCUCAAUACCAGCUGCUGUCAACUCGAUGAUCAACGGGAUGCUACCAAAGUCCAUACUUGCUGUCGAGAAUUACCUCAAGAAUCUGUCGCCCUCUCCAUCGAUGCGUAUGCCUGCGGCGGGCUUUGUCCUGGCACCUUCCCCGGAGGACAAGCUCCGGUCGCAACAGUCAUGGACAUUACGCCGGCGCGAUGCGAGCCGUACGUUCCUCUUGGGCGGCUUCCAUCCUGCGAGCCGGAUCUAUUCGAGCCUGAUGAUCCUCAACGGCGCCGCCAGUGCCUCUCCUUCGUCGACAAAGGACGACCGCACUCCAAGACCUAGUCGUAUCGUAACCAACCCCGCCUCACCGUUAGCCCAGAGCCCCAUUUCGCUUUCAACUGACGAAACCAGCGAGACCUUGGAGCCCAGUGCUUCUGAAAGCCGGCUUCGGGCCACACGCUCGCGAUCUCCACGGGCGCGUGAUGUUCAGCGCUCGCCUUCGAUAUUCACACCUCGAGGGGAGGUGCGCCUGCCGGUCGAUCUCCUCGUCUCGGAGCUCAUCGUGGACUCAAAACUCUAUCCGGACGGCUACGAUGUGCAAAUGCGGUCACGAAUCGAGAAGAACACAAAGAGCCAGCUAGCCCUUCCCGGACCAUCUUCGGAUAGCGCGAAGGAUGACGCAGGAGCUGAUGCCGAAGCUGCGCUCCCGGUAGCUUGUGCGGCGUAUACACUCCCCUCUUCCCCGCUGCAUUCCGCUGGCUUGAAUGUGGAUAGGCCGCCACGCCAUUUGCUUCGGUUCACCCUCCCGACGGCGCAGUAUCAGAUGACGACGAUCGUCGACCCACUCACCGGCGAGACGAGGAGAGCGCCGCCCAAACCACAAUGGCUGCUCGAUCUGGAAGAAGGGCGCUCUAUCGUUGACGUGCGUGUGACGCCCGCACCCGCUGCCGCCGGCAACGCGUCGUCUUCGGCUAAGAAGACAGUGGCGGUGAGAGUGAAUGGUGCAUCGGUUCCCGUGCUGAGCGAGAAGGAGUCGCUAACAGCACUCGGGCGAGAUGAGCUGCUCGACGGACGAGCGGCAAAGAUGGAUGUUCUCGCGCGGUCCGUGUCCGCGGAGGAACAGCUCCCGGCCGAGCUGCAAACGCCGCUGGCAGUGGCUCAGCAUCUUCUCGAAGCGCCGGUUAAAGCUUCCGAGGGUCCUUCUGGCGCACCAGAAGAGCAGGAGAAGGAGGGCGGGGGAGCGGCGAGCGAUGCGACGGACGACGCAGCCGAAAAUCAGGCGAUGCCGUUGGAGCCUCCUGCGGAGACACAUGCACCCGAGAGCGCUGCAACAGGAUUCAUGCGGUUCCUCAACCUCAACGGGUACACGCAACUCAGGUUUGGCGCCUCAAGACGAUCGAGCGCGGUACUCUCCCCGACAGGCGCCAACUCAGAAGGCACGGCGCGAACGCCGUCCGGGUCACAAAACGACGGGUCAGGAACUGCCAGACAGACGUCGGGAGGAGAAGGGCCGGAGAGCGGCGCGAUGCUCGCUCGAGCUCAGACAAGGACGAUGGCGGGAACGGGAACGACGUACCCGCUCUCGACAGUGGUCAUUGUGGCGCUGAUCGCGUUCCUGGUGGGAUCGCUGCUGAGGUCGCUGCUCUCGCCAGCCGACUUUGUGUACGUGGUGACGGACGAGAAGGAGAUGGGGAGUGUGGGUGGGGCGGGAUGGCGGGAGAUGAAGAGGCUGUUGGAGGUCAAAUAUCUUGUUGGCGGAUGGGAUUUCCAGAUUGCUGUCGUGCGACGGCAUUAG